AUGGGGCAGCCACCCCCGCGCUACUGGCCUGAGGGGUGUCGAGUUCAAGGCGAUAUUCAUCCCGUCACCGAUGAAGUUGCUGAACAAGGCAGCUCCGUAUUCAUGUUGGGGGUUCGGCAGCAUCCACUAGGGUUGGCGUUGGUGAGUAGUUUAGCUGGUCUGAGAGUUCAUCGUUAUAUCACCCUUGUCAGAAGGUCCGAUAUCGCAGAGGCAGGCAGAGAGUCACCAUGGAAGUCCACCUCUGGAAACAUACACCUGUCGGCCGCUUGGCGCAUGCAGCGGGAGACUAGACUGCACGAGACGAAGCCAGGGGUAGUCGACGACUCAGAAGCUUUCCCAGGCUUAAGUUCGGCGUUGCAAAAGCCGCUGCUCCUUUCUAGCAGUGAGCAAUCAAAACCAUGGCUAAGAGAUGAGUGCUCCGAGCAGCGGCCAGGAGAUGACGAAUGUCAUUGGUGCAUAGGCGAGGGACCUCGCUUGCGCCCGCCGGCUGAGGGAUUGUCGAAUCAGACUUCGGCAGAACGCAGAAACGAGGACCGUAAAUCAGCGGUCGUGGAUCCUGGAGGACAGCGUGGAGGAACGGUGUCUCUAUCGGGAUUCGGCCGUAUAGGCGCAGGCAAUUGGUGGAACUUGCUGCCACAAUGGUUGUAUGACUGGGAGUGGGGUCCAGUUCGCCCAUCUCUCGCGCUGAUCUUGCAGAUCCGCUACGGCUUUUGGAAGUUGGCCUAUAUCGAUGUGACUUUGAAGAGCCCGGAGAAGGCUGGGUAA
Messenger RNA from Gloeophyllum trabeum ATCC 11539, 765 nucleotides. RefSeq lists its product as uncharacterized. The transcript is spliced from 4 exons. Bases 1 to 765 code for a protein of 254 amino acids. Lineage: Eukaryota; Fungi; Basidiomycota; Agaricomycetes; Gloeophyllales; Gloeophyllaceae. The record is from RefSeq and is a predicted model, not a curated record.